UGAAAUCCAGAGUUCAUGAAUCGUGUGAACCGGUUCAACCGAUACAAUGAAAAGAUCCGACUCAGAAGACGAUUCUUUCACGAAUCCGGACACCACUACAAGUCACAUGACAGCGACGACAGAGUGAGCGUGAGCUGUACCUGUAUCAAAGUACAGAGAUUGUGCAGUUUUAGUCGAAUCACAUUGAAACUUAGCACCAUCAGAGGCACCGCAAGCUCAGCCGCUAUGAGACUAGUCCAGUUCUGUCACAGAGGCGGCGAGGGGAGCGUCAAAGUUGGGGUGGAGCAGGCAGAAGGUCAGGGGGUCAUUGAUCUGAAAGCUUUCGACCCCUCCAUGCCUUCCACUAUGAGAGAGUUUCUAGAAAUGGGGCAAAAGGGAAUGGACUGUGCUAAGAGGGCUUUGUCCAGUGGUCAGCAUGUGGUGUCACGGUCAGAUAUCAGGCUGCUCUCCCCUGUGACCGGCCCAGAGAAGGUGGUGUGUGUUGGUAUGAAUUAUAAGGACCACUGCCUGGAGCAAAACGCCCCGAUUCCUAGUGAGCCCAUCAUAUUCAGCAAGUUCCCCUCCACCAUCACUGGCCCUUAUGAUGACAUCAUUCUACCAGAGGAGAGUCAGGAAGUGGACUGGGAGGUGGAACUUGCCUUUGUGAUUGGACGAAAAGGAAAGCAUAUUAAGGAAGAGGAGGCCUUUUCCUAUGUUGCAGGUUUCACUGUUGCGAAUGAUGUAAGUGCUCGUGAUUGGCAGAUGAAGCGCAACGGAAAGCAGUGGCUGCUGGGAAAAACAUUUGACACGUUUUGUCCACUGGGGCCAGCGCUGGUCACUUCUGAAGCACUGAAAGAUGUUCAUAACCUGGGUAUUCGCUGCCUUGUGAAUGGGGCCGCAGUUCAGGACAGUAACACCAAUCAAUUGAUCUUCCACAUCGAGAAGCUGGUGGCUUGGGUCUCACAGUUUGUGACUCUUUGUCCUGGCGAUGUGUUUUUGACUGGAACUCCUCCAGGUGUGGGAGUAUUCAGAAAUCCACCUGUGUUUCUAAAGUCAGAACAGUGUGACUGAUGCUGACACAAUGAGAACAGCUGAAAUGCAGAACAACACAAGACCAGCUGUAAUGGCCUCAUUGACGUUGCCGUAAUGCCAACUUUCACACAAAACCAGAGUUAAAAAAAAGGCAAUGGCUUCAGUGUUUAAGAUUUCUAAUUGGUAUUGAUUCCAAUUCUUCUGACUUAUUGUUUUACAUCUACUUGAGCUGUUCUUCCAGGCUUUCCUAGUUGUAAAAAGUUACAUAGUACACAUUUAUGUCAACAUUUACUACAUAAGA
This is a messenger RNA of Megalobrama amblycephala (Wuchang bream), 1312 nucleotides long. RefSeq names its product fumarylacetoacetate hydrolase domain containing 2A (gene fahd2a). The transcript is spliced from 8 exons. Lineage: Eukaryota; Metazoa; Chordata; Actinopteri; Cypriniformes; Xenocyprididae. Gene Ontology annotation, molecular function: hydro-lyase activity. The record is from RefSeq and is a predicted model, not a curated record. Bases 16 to 1050 code for a protein of 344 amino acids.